CAGUUAGUCUCUUGUCACUCCUCCGUGACUGAGUUAAAGUGAAGCUUCUCUUGCCCGUAGUACCUUUGCUCAUGGCGAGUGGAAAGCAUUUGCUGCUCAUUGCAGUGUUGCCACUCAUGGUAAGAUGUCAAAAACCACAAGUUUUGAUGGUACCUCCAUUUAAAAUGGCCUUCAUUGGGGAUACAGUUUACUUAAAAUGCAAUCCAAGUGCGAGCUCAGUGACAUGGCACAAACCUAAUGCUGAGACAAUCGACGGACAAGACACUUUGAAAGUGAAAAUUAAAAACUCAAACGACGGAGGCUCUUAUUGGUGCGAGACCAGUAGGACAAAGAGUGACCCUGUUUCAGUCAAUGUCAUGGAAUCUGGUCUCAGCGCUUCACUCAUCAUUGAGACAGGCUAUCAGAACAUGUGGAAGGGAGGUGCAGUUAUCCUGAAGCUUGAAAAUAAGGAUGGUCUGAAAGGGUGGAGGUGCUGGGUGUGCAGGGAUGGAGAAAGUCUAAAAAUGGUUUCACUGAAAUUGGAGGGCGUCAAUAACAGUAUAGAGUUUCAAACUGCUGACCUCAAUGUCGAUGAGACUAUUUACUGGUGUACGGAUAAGGAUCGAACUCACAGAAGUAACCAAGUAAUUCUCACCACCUCUGAUCCAUGGAAGCUUCCAAUACCACCUAAGACGGAGGGGAAGUUGGGGAUGGUGUUGGGGAUAUUGUUGGUAUUGGUGGGGAUGUUGGUGGUGAUAGUGGUGGUAGGUUUACGACGUAGGAGAAGAAGUGACGGAGGGCGGAUAUAUGAGGAUGUGGCGCUGAGAUCAAAAGAGCGAGGUGAUGACAAGUAUGAAACUCUGGAGAAGGCAUCUGGGAGGGAGCGAGAGUACGACACCCUUGCAGGAGCAUCAGGCGGAGAGCCGAAAGGUGGCGAAUAUGAACCACUGAAGAAAGGCGAAAUGAAAGAGGGGGUAUACCACACUUUAGGGGCGGAAGGGGCGGCGGGUGGAGAGGGUGGAUACGAAGCACUGAAGAAAGGCGAAAUGAAAGAGGGGGUAUACCACACGUUAGGGGCAGAAGGAGCAGCAGGUGGAGAGGGUGGAUACGAAGCACUGAAGAAAGGCGAAAUGAAAGAGCAGGUAUACCACACUUUAGGGGUGGAGGGUGCAGCAGGCGGAGAGGGUGGAUAUGAAGCAGUAGGGAAGAAGGAUAAGCCCAGUGAGUCUGCAACAGCGGGCGAAUGAAUAAAAAAGGCGCUGCGCCACUGCAGGAGAAACAGGUUUAAUGCUGCAAACCUAAACCAUGCAGAUGUGUUGAUCUCGAUCCCAAAGUUAAGAUUCCUUGAUUUGAUUGAAUGUUUAAGAAAUCUGACAAACUCCAGGAGUCUUUCAGGCGUGAAAGUGUCAAUACAGAUUGACAAUCAAUAAUAAGUAAUGAAAAUAAAUCUGUGAGAGACUGUAGGGAACAGCUAGAGUGAGGUUUUUACAAUAACAAUUUUUUCAAUGGCAGGGAAAAAUGUUUCUAAUAUAUUAAUUAAAUCAAAUGAUACAGAGUAAAAUUUCAGCAAAAUCCAAAAGAGCAGCAAACACUUUGUGACACCAAGUCAA
Messenger RNA from Haplochromis burtoni (Burton's mouthbrooder), 1589 nucleotides. RefSeq names its product low affinity immunoglobulin gamma Fc region receptor II-a. The record is from RefSeq and is a predicted model, not a curated record. The coding region runs from base 72 to 1226 and encodes 384 amino acids. The transcript is spliced from 6 exons. Lineage: Eukaryota; Metazoa; Chordata; Actinopteri; Cichliformes; Cichlidae.